CACUAACAGCCACCCCACGCCCAUCCCCUCAUUCACAAUGGCGUCGCGUCUGGCCAGAACUGCUGUCGGGGCUGCCCGCCUCCGGCCCAGCGUCGUCCCCCGCGUCCUUCCCGCGCUGAGCACCGUUGCUAGCCCCCGCUACUCGUCCGGUGUCCCCUCCGAGGACCCCAAGACCAAGGCUCAGUCCAUCAUCGACUCCCUUCCCGGCAGCAACCUCAUGUCCAAGACCGCCAUCCUCUCCUCCGCCGCCGGUCUUUCCAUCUACGCCCUCUCCAACGAGUACUAUGUCGUGAACGAGGAGACCGUCGUCGCCUUCUGUUUGCUCUCCGUCUGGGGUGGUCUCAUCAAGUUCGGUGGUCCCCUCUACAAGAAGUGGGCCGAUGAGCAGAGCGACAAGAUCAAGAACAUCUUGAACUCUGCCCGCGCCGACCACACUCAGGCUGUCAAGACCCGCAUCGGCGACGUUAAGCAGAUGUCUGGUGUUAUCGACAUUACCAAGACCCUCUUCGCCGUUUCCAAGGAAACCGCCAAGCUUGAGGCUGAGGCCUAUGAGCUCGAGCAGCGCACCGCUCUCGCCGCUGAGGCCAAGACUGUCCUCGACUCCUGGGUCCGCUACGAGUCGCAGGUUAAGCAGCGCCAGCAGAAGGAGCUCGCCCAGACCGUUAUCGCCAAGGUGCAGAAGGAGCUCGAGAACCCCAAGGUCCUUAAGCAGAUCCUCGAGCAGUCCGUUGCUGACGUUGAGAAGAUUGUCUCCAAGGCUUAAAUAAACUAUUUUCGUCCGACUUGCAAGCGAGGCCCCAUUUGUAUCAGUGUCCGUCAAGACCGUGUGAAAUAGGCAAUACAACUUUUUCGUCUCUAUCGGCCUUACUCGACCUUAACGCCUUUAUGCUAUUUUCGAUUGCCUCCCGAGCGGCCUUACGGAUGUUCUUACAGAUUUCCUGUUUCCGGGCUGUGGGGCCUCAUGUUGCAUGAAGUUUUGGCUCUGAAAGCUGGGAGUUAUGGCGGUCAUUAAACUGGGCAAGCCGGGACUUGAAGGAAUGGUGGUAUAUUGCCUGAGUCUCGGAUAUGUAAAAAUGCCGGGUCUUUCACUGUGUCCACCAUCAAUGGUUCUGCUCAACCCA
Neurospora tetrasperma FGSC 2508 is the source of this 1121-nucleotide messenger RNA. RefSeq names its product ATP synthase subunit 4, mitochondrial. The coding region runs from base 38 to 763 and encodes 241 amino acids. Gene Ontology annotation, molecular function: proton transmembrane transporter activity. Lineage: Eukaryota; Fungi; Ascomycota; Sordariomycetes; Sordariales; Sordariaceae. The transcript is spliced from 4 exons. The record is from RefSeq and is a predicted model, not a curated record. Gene Ontology annotation, biological process: proton motive force-driven ATP synthesis.